AUGGAAGAUUCAAACCAGCCCCCCCAGGUCAAGCCAUCUGGCGAACUCCCGACCAUCCUGAACCCGAAGUUCCCAAAUUCGAAUGCGAUAUUUCAUUUGUUCCCUAAACUUCCUACGGAGCUUAGAGAGAUCAUUUGGGAGCAAAGCCUGACGUGUGAGCGAUACAUUAAAGUUCAGCUAUGCACCGUCGACCGAUCCACGGGUAAGAUAUGUCUCGGUGGAAUGACUGGUGGGAUCCAGCAAUUCAUACAGCCAUGCCGACCUAUUUUGCACCAAGCACCAAAGCUCAGCGCCUUAUUCAGUACGAGCGUCGAGUCUCGUGCGAGCGCCCAAGGGUUUUAUCGUGUUGUUCUUCCUUGUCUCUACGUCACGAAGUCUCCCUCGACCAUGGAUUCGCUUGAGAUAAGUGAGCAGAACGCCGAGCACAAUCCGCAAAAAAUAGCCUCGAGCCAAGCACCGCCAUACACUUACGCAACUCCCAGUGAAGAUCAAGUCCUCAUACCAGGGAAGUUCUUCCUUAAUCCUGAGCUAGAUACCGUGGAGAUUGAUGGAUGGCCCCUGCUCGCAAACUUUGCGAGUGACGUUUGGGAUCAUGACCCGCGUAAAGUAGGCUUAUGCCACGUAGCCUUCUUACCGUGCUACUUCUUUUUCUCCUUCAGGUCUCGUCACUUUCCUGAUUACGCUCGUUCAGAAGAAGAGAUGCGCCAAGUCGUGGCUCGGCUUCGAAGCGUCACAUUUAUACACUACGUUGAUGUGGACAAAGUAUCCCACAAAUGUCCCACUGAACACCAAUGCCUUUUGCAUUAUCGCUGUUCGCUUCCUCUCGCAGGGACUACCGGCAAUUUCUCACGCCAGCAGGAUCCACGACUCAUUGGGCGCGAAGUAUUUAAGAAUAUCUAUUUCAAAACUCCCCACAACUCCGAUCUCGGACGGCAGUAUAGAAAUUGGAUGAAACUGGUGGAGGAAUUGGGAGUGACAGCGCCAUGUGUCUACAGAAUUGCUUACACUACUAUUCAAAGCAAACCGCCAAUCGCCUAUGAGUCUGACGUUGUUGCCCAUUUGAAGUAUGAAAGCAAAAGACGGAAAACAUGUGCUCAAACAUGGGAAGAGUCUUGGCAAGAACCGGUCCGGAUGCAUCUUGAGGAGGCCAAUGGGCAGCUCCAGGGAGCAGUUGAAACUGCAAUAGGAUUUUGGACAUUCCCCAUCGAGUCUCUUGGCCAAUUCAGGCCAGCCCAACACCGCACAGAACGUCAAGAUGGGCACUUUUAUGACCUCUCUGCUGUCCAACCCGAGCUGUGUCUGUUCGAGCUAUUGCCUUCACCCCUCAGAACUUAUAUAAGGCAUUAG
Messenger RNA from Fusarium mangiferae, 1347 nucleotides. RefSeq lists its product as uncharacterized. The transcript has a single exon. Lineage: Eukaryota; Fungi; Ascomycota; Sordariomycetes; Hypocreales; Nectriaceae. The coding region runs from base 1 to 1347 and encodes 448 amino acids. The record is from RefSeq and is a predicted model, not a curated record.